AUGGAAAUCAGCAUCAACAGGACCAAUGCUUUUACUGAGAUACAUCCCUGCUAUAAAAUAGAUGCCUCUUAUGUGGUGACAAGCAAUCCCUCUGCAAUAUGUGUAUUGUUUCGUGUUUUCCUUGGUUCAUUAUCUGUUGUAACUGUAUGUGGAAACCUACUAGUAAUAAUCUCUAUCGCUUACUUCAAACAACUCCACACUCCUACAAACUCUCUCAUUCUCUCCCUGGCUGUGGCUGACCUGCUUGUUGGAAUUUUAGUCUUUCCUCUCACUAUGCAGUUCUCUAUAACUACAUGUCUAUACUAUGAUGAUUUAUUUUGUAAAAUACGAGACAAUGAUAUGACACUAUGUACAUCUUCUAUUCUGAACUUGUGUUGUAUUUCUGUUGACAGAUAUUAUGCAGUAUGUCAGCCUCUGACAUAUAGAACUAAAAUGAAUAAUAACGUUGUUGUGAUCAUGAUCAUUCCGCGCAGCAUCCAGAGCACAAAGUCUGGAGCAACUAUUAGUAAAAUGGAGAGAAAGGCCACUAAAACUCUGGCUAUAGUUAUGGGACUUUUUUUGCUGUGUUGGUUACCUUACUUUCUUUGUCCCAUCCCGAUGACUCCACUCUGUGACUGUCUGCCUACAGCCGCCUCUACCACUGCGCUGCCUACAGCCGCCUCUAAUCAUCUGCCUGUCUACAGCCACGCUCUAAUCGCCUUGCCUACAGCCACCUCUAUCACUGUCUGCCUACGCCGCCCUCUGACACUCUCUGCCUACAGCCCCUCGAUCACUGCUGCCUACAGCCGCCUCUCUCAUCUGCCUGCCUACAGCCCCGGUCUCAUAACGAAAUGCCGCUACAGCCCUGUCCACAGCCUGCCACUGCCUGCCCUCUAUACGCCUGCCUCUAGCACGUCUGCCACGCUCGCCUCUCACGCCUGCCCAGCCUCCUCGGUCCACUGCCUGCACCUACAGCGCGCUCGUUCAUGCCUGCCUACCCAGCCGCGUCUAUCAUCUUGCCUGCCUAGAGUCGCCUUUGACACUGCCUGCCUGCCAGCCGCCUUCUGUCACUGCCUGCCUUACAGCCGCGUCUCAUCUCUGCCUGCCUAG
Larimichthys crocea (large yellow croaker) is the source of this 1089-nucleotide messenger RNA. Its product is annotated as olfactory receptor 477-like. Gene Ontology annotation, cellular component: membrane. The record is from RefSeq and is a predicted model, not a curated record. Gene Ontology annotation, biological process: G protein-coupled receptor signaling pathway. NCBI's taxonomy places the organism in Eukaryota, Metazoa, Chordata, Actinopteri, Sciaenidae. Gene Ontology annotation, molecular function: trace-amine receptor activity.